UGGUAAGAGAUUACUCUGCUCCGCAGCAAGUUUACCGUGCACUGGUCUUUUUUUUUUUCCGUAUAUAAAGCUCUCUACCUCUCAAGUUACACUGCACGACGCGAGUGAUUACUAGUCUCAGUCCCUCUGACGAACUUAAUAGUCUUGUUGUACUUGCAUCUUCACCAUGAAACUCACGUCCGCCCUUGUGCUUUCGUUCAUUGCCACUGCGCAAGCAGCGACGAACAGAGGCGGGGCUGGGGCUGGGAUUGGCUGCCGGAGCUGCUGCGGGCUUGCUUGUGUUGUUCUAAUUAAUGAGUACAUUUUUGGUGGUGACGCAUGUACGUAUUCAUGCGGGAAGAUCACGUCCAGGGGUAAAAGUCGAAAGAUCCCACGUGUGCAUGCGGGGCAACUGCGGACCUAUAUUUAUUUAUCUAACGAUAUUGAAAUAGACUUUCAAAGGACGCGCCUAGUACCUCCCUCGGGCUAUUUUCCUGGCCAGCUGUGCAAGUUAGUUCUUCUGACUCUAAUACUGUGUCGAAAAGGUAGACAGUUUGAGCACGGCAAGUCUGUUAGACUCUGGCCCAGUUUUAUUCCUCGACCCUCGGCGUGUCAGCAACAGUUGCCGUCAACCUCCACGAAAAGAAGUUGCCAUGUGGCAAUUCUCUGUUAUCUAUAAAUCUAGCACUGGCUACAGCGCUGUCUUCCAUGGACUCUAUUUCAGCUCUCAAUCGAACCACCACAAGACACGAGCUUUCUGUAUCUUCGCCGGUCGCAGAAUUUGCGCAGAAUCCCUACAAACCGCACUGACAGCGAUAUAUUAGUCAGUAUUAUCAUUU
Molecule: messenger RNA, 818 nt
Organism: Suillus fuscotomentosus
Lineage: Eukaryota; Fungi; Basidiomycota; Agaricomycetes; Boletales; Suillaceae
Exons: 2
Coding region: 167-658 (163 amino acids)
Source: RefSeq, a predicted model, not a curated record